This is a messenger RNA of Oncorhynchus masou masou (cherry salmon), 1229 nucleotides long. Its product is annotated as heparan sulfate glucosamine 3-O-sulfotransferase 5-like. The coding region runs from base 1 to 1041 and encodes 346 amino acids. Lineage: Eukaryota; Metazoa; Chordata; Actinopteri; Salmoniformes; Salmonidae. The transcript has 2 exons. The record is from RefSeq and is a predicted model, not a curated record. Gene Ontology annotation, molecular function: [heparan sulfate]-glucosamine 3-sulfotransferase activity.
AUGCUAUUCAAACAGCAGGCGUUGCUGAGACAGAAGCUCUUCUUGUUGGGCAGCCUUGCUAUUGGGAGUCUCCUCUAUCUAGUGGCCAGGGUUGGGAGCUUGGAUAGGCUGCAGCCUAUUUGCCCCAUAGAGAGCAGACUGGGCCCUCCUCACCUGCCGGAGCAGUUCCCUCUCCGGACCCUGCAGUAUAAGCGUGGUCUGCUCCACGAGAUCCGCAAGGGCAAUGCCACCAAAGAGCAGAUCCGCCUGCACAACCUGGUGCAGCAGCUGCCCCGGGCCAUCAUCAUCGGGGUGCGCAAGGGAGGGACGCGCGCCCUGCUGGAGAUGCUCAACCUGCACCCGGCGGUGGUCAAGGCCUCGCAGGAGAUCCACUUCUUUGACAACGAACAGAACUACGCCCGGGGCAUCGACUGGUACCGGGAGAAGAUGCCCUUCUCCUUCCUCCACCAGAUCACCAUUGAGAAGAGCCCCGCCUACUUCAUCACAGAGGAGGUCCCCGAACGCAUCUUCAAGAUGAACUCUUCCAUCAAGCUGUUGAUUAUUGUGCGUGAGCCCACCACCAGAGCUGUGUCCGACUACACACAGGUGCUGGAGGGCAAGGAGCGUAAGAAUAAGACCUACCACAAGUUUGAGAAGCUGGCCAUCGACGGCAACACGUGUGAUGUGAACACAAAGUAUAAGGCGGUACGGACCAGCAUUUACACCAAGCACUUGGAGCGCUGGCUGAAGUUCUUCCCCGUGGAACAUUUUCACAUUGUGGACGGCGACCGUCUGAUCACAGACCCGCUGCCUGAGCUGCAGCUCGUCGAGCGCUUCCUUAACCUCCCCUCCAGGAUCAGCCACUAUAACCUGUAUUUCAAUGCCACCAGGGGAUUCUACUGCCUGCGAUUCAACAAUGUCUUCAACAAGUGCCUGGCAGGCAGCAAGGGGCGCAUCCACCCUGAGGUGGACCCCUCAGUGGUGGCCAAACUGAGGAAGUUCUUCCACCCCUUCAAUCAGAAGUUUUAUCAGAUUACUGGGAGGACGUUCAACUGGCCCUGAGAAACUAAGGGAAGGUCUAGGCCUAGCCUAUUUGAACUUCUUACUGAAGUUGUUCCGUUGGCAUUUUCAAGAUGUCAACCACAACAAUAUUAAAGGAUAUUAAAAGCACUUUGAUUGAAUUUAAUACGUCGAGGAGAGUGGGGUAAGUCGAGCCGAAGGGUUAGUUGAGCUACUCCUUGUUUCUAGGA